Tyto alba (common barn owl) is the source of this 1815-nucleotide messenger RNA. RefSeq names its product scavenger receptor cysteine-rich type 1 protein M130-like. The record is from RefSeq and is a predicted model, not a curated record. NCBI's taxonomy places the organism in Eukaryota, Metazoa, Chordata, Aves, Strigiformes, Tytonidae. Gene Ontology annotation, cellular component: membrane.
AUGACAAUACUGCAGAAGGAGAACAAAGACAUGUGGUCCCUCUGGCCCCUCCACCAGCUACUGAGGGUACAGGAGCACCAAUCCACUCUCUUUUCUCCACAUCUGUCCCCAGAGUACACAGGGAUCAGACUGGUGAACGGCAGCACAGUGUGUGCGGGGAGGGUUGAGGUCCAGGUGCUGGGAACCUGGGGGACCCUCUGUGCCUCCCGCUGGGACCUCUCGGAUGCCCACGUUCUCUGUCGUCAACUCAACUGCGGGUUUGCUGAGUCCAUUCCUGGAGGAGAAUAUUUUGGGAGAGAAACUGGCCCUGUCUGGAGAGACUCAUUCCACUGUGACGGGACUGAAGCUCUCCUGCAGCAGUGCCCAGUGACCACCUUGGGCGCCUCGCCGUGCUCCCAAGGGAACGCUGCUGCUGUCCUUUGCUCAGGGCACGAGGCCAAGCUGACCCUCUGCAACACCUCCCUGCCCGGCAGUGCGCUGGCGGCAGGGCUUGCGGAGGACGUGGGAGUCAUUUGCUGGGGGAGCCGGCGGGUCCGGCUGGUGAACGGGGCCGGGCGCUGCGCGGGGAGAGUGGAGAUCUACUCCCAGGGCAUCUGGGGGACUGUCUGCGACGACGGCUGGGACCUGUCUGAUGCCGCCGUCGUUUGCCACCAGCUGGGCUGCGGAGAGGCAGUGGAGGCAGCCGGCUCCGCUUUCGGGGAAGGCUCCGGGCAGAUCUGGCUGGAUGGUGUGAACUGCUCCGGGGCCGAAGCUGCUCUCUGGGACUGCCCGGCUGGGCCCUGGGGGCAGCACGACUGCGGGCACAAAGAGGAUGCGGGAGUCUCUGCUCAGUUCGUGGCCCUGAGGCUGGAGAACAGCGACGGCUGCUCCGGGCGCCUGCAGGUUUUCUACAACGGGACAUGGGGGAGUGUUUGCUCUAACUCCACUCAGGACACGGUGACACUGGCGUGCAAGGAGCUGGGCUGCGGGGACGGAGGAUCCCUGGAAACACGCCUGCCCUCUGGCAGGGUGUCUGGCCCUGCCUGGCUGGAUCGCGUGCAGUGGGAGAGAAACAGCUCCUUCUGGCAGUGUCCCUCCACGCCCUGGAAUCCACAGUCAUGUGAAUACCUGGAAGAGGAGAUCCACAUCACCUGCAAUGAUCCCACCCAAGGCCGUCAGCAGCAGCGGAGAGUCUCAGUGCCCGUCAUCAUGUGCAUCAUCCUGGGGACCCUUGUCUGCCUGCUCCUGGCCCUCCUGGCUGGACAAGUGCUGAGCGCCGGGGCUGGGCGCAGAGGCUCCAGAAGAGCCCAGGAGCCCUUCCCCGAGGCUGUGUACGAGGAGAUCGGGUACAGCCCAGCGUGGGAGAAACGAGCCAGGUUUGAUCGCUCAGGCUCCUAUUCAGAGGAGUCCCUGACCCAGCUGCAGCCCCACCCUGGGGUCAGCGAGGAGGAGAAUGGUCUGGGAUCAGCACCAGGGGGCAGCCUGCGCUCCUGGAGAAGUGCUGAGGUCCCUGGAGCUGAAGGAGACACAUCAUCCCCGUCCCCGGGGAGCAUGGGCUAUGAUGAUGCUGAAGAGGUGCCUGUGGCACUUCUCUCUGCAAGGAGUGCCUCUCCCUGGGAGUGGGGGACAGUGGCCUCCCUGUGGGCAGUGUGCCCUGGUCUGGGAACUGAGGUUGAGGUGAAGGAUGUGUGUGAGGAAAGGAGCAGUCUUUGCACCAGUGAGAAUGACCAUGAGGAGAGAGACAGAGUCUUUGCAGAGACCCCUCAGUGGAGAGAUCCCGAUCUCUGUGGAGCAGGGAAGGAGACCCAGCUGGAGAACACCCCAAAGACACACUGA